AUGAACCUUUCAGACAAACACAGAAAAAGUUCCGAAUCCAGGAUUAGAGGAGAUAAUCUGUAUAAGGGCAAAAGCUCGGCUAAUAUUCCACCCUUUGGGAGAAUACUUAGAAAUAAACCAGUUAUCCAAUAUUUUAAGGAACCUUUACCUGAUUCUGACAUCGAUGAAACCUUACCCUGGAGAGGUUAUCAGCCCAAAAUCAGAACUGGUAAUGACUCCAUUACCAUCGAAACUCCCGAUCGAACUAUUCAAGAUUCCCUUCAAAGGGGAAAGGAAGAUGAGUCAACGAAGACUCCUGAUCCUUGCCCUACCGGUACUUACAAUAACCCUUAUGUUGUUGAUGAUGGUUCUCCACAACCUGCGGAUCAUAGUAGCCCUGCAAAUCAUAGUAGCCCUGCGAAACGUCCCGAAAAUUCGAACCCUCCUCAGGCUGUUGAAGUUCCCGGCUCUGCGAAAAGUCCUGAAAUUUCGAAACCUACUCAGGCUGUUGAUGUUCCUCGCCCUGAUAAACGUCCCAAACGUUCGAAACCUCAGGCUGUUGAUGUUCCUCGCCCUACGAAACAUCCUAAACGUUCGAAUCCCCCUCAGCCUGUUGAUAUUCUUCAGACUGCCAAUCUUCAGCCUGUAAGUAACGCACAAAGUAGUUCACCUGCAGUGCUUUCUGAACCAAAUGAAGUCUUGAAGAGAAAUCUUCUAGCUAUGAAUAAUUGGAUUUUAGCUGUAAAUAAUUGGAUUAUAAGUGAAGGGCUCGAAGUUGGGAAUCAACUGAAUGAAAAUGAAUAA
Yamadazyma jaroonii is the source of this 783-nucleotide messenger RNA. NCBI's taxonomy places the organism in Eukaryota, Fungi, Ascomycota, Pichiomycetes, Serinales, Debaryomycetaceae. The record is from the annotation of a GenBank genome assembly.